Messenger RNA from Vanessa tameamea, 921 nucleotides. Its product is annotated as very long chain fatty acid elongase 7-like. Lineage: Eukaryota; Metazoa; Arthropoda; Insecta; Lepidoptera; Nymphalidae. Gene Ontology annotation, molecular function: fatty acid elongase activity. The record is from RefSeq and is a predicted model, not a curated record. The coding region runs from base 72 to 914 and encodes 280 amino acids. Gene Ontology annotation, cellular component: endoplasmic reticulum membrane. The transcript is spliced from 5 exons. Gene Ontology annotation, biological process: sphingolipid biosynthetic process; very long-chain fatty acid biosynthetic process; fatty acid elongation, monounsaturated fatty acid.
ACCAUUUAGUUCCGAACAUAAAUAAUAACAAUUUCACACGUGUUAAAAUAUUAAAAUAAAUCUAUAUAAAAAUGGAUGAAAAUUUGACAGUAGACAACAGUACCAUCGAAAAUAUGUGGAAGAACAACGGUGAACUAAAUUACGUGAGUCAAUGGUUGUUGAUGAAUACGCCGAUUCCUUUAGUUAUCAUAACUAUUACGUAUCUACUGUUCGUAAUCAAAAUUGGUCCAAAUUUCAUGAAGAACCGGCCUCCGUUCUCUUUAAACAAUGUUCUUCGUACUUACAAUACCGUACAAGUUGCGUAUGCUUUAUACUUAUGCUAUAAAGGAUCAAAACUUAUAUGGCAAAAUGGUUUUAUAGGAAAAUCGUGUUUAAUGGAAACUCAAGAAAGUCGUUAUAUAAUAACUUCAAAUACAUACUUUUAUUUUUUUGCAAAAGUCACUGAGCUCCUCGAUACAGUAUUCUUCGUCCUACGCAAGAAAGAUGAUCAAGUUACGUUUCUCCAUGUCUACCAUCAUUUGACUAUAAUGUGGUGCACUUGGUUCAAUCUCAAAUACGAACCAUCGUAUAGCACUAUAUUUUUGGGCACUCUAAAUUCCUACGUCCACGUCAUAAUGUAUAGUUACUAUGGCUUGUCGACGUUUCCUGAAAUGGCGAAAAAAUUAUGGUGGAAGAAAUAUAUAACUUCAUUGCAAUUAGUUCAGUUCGUGCUGAUGUUAUUACAGUCAGCAGCUAGCGCCAUCUUUCCAGGAUGUCCGCCAUCUUACACAUUAAUGAUAAUGAUAUACAUAAACGCUUCCUUAUUCAUUUAUUUAUUCGGUAAAUUUUACAUUAAAUCAUAUUUAAAUUCGAAUGACGCGAAAUGUAAUAUAAAGCCAGACGUAAAUCGCUACUACAUUGAAAAGAUUAAAUAAAAUUAUU